This is a messenger RNA of Molossus molossus (Pallas's mastiff bat), 4947 nucleotides long. RefSeq names its product androglobin (gene ADGB). The record is from RefSeq and is a predicted model, not a curated record. Gene Ontology annotation, molecular function: protein binding; calcium-dependent cysteine-type endopeptidase activity. The coding region runs from base 1 to 4947 and encodes 1648 amino acids. NCBI's taxonomy places the organism in Eukaryota, Metazoa, Chordata, Mammalia, Chiroptera, Molossidae. Gene Ontology annotation, biological process: proteolysis. The transcript has 36 exons.
AUGACCACCAAACAAGCCAAGAGGAAAGAGGUGCAUCGUAUCAACUCAGCGCAUGGCUCCGAGAAAUCUAAGGAUCAAUUCUAUUUUAGUAGUAGUGCACAGAGCUCUGUGGAGCAGAGGAAGGGGAAAUUCCCGAUCUGGCCAGAAUGGAGCGAAGCUGACAUAAAUGCAGAAAAGUGGGACGCAGGAAAAGGAGUAAAAGAAAAGGACAAAAUGGGGAAAAGCCCUGUAUUUCAUUUUUUUGAAGACCCUGAGGGCAAGAUUGAAUUACCACCAUCACUGAAAAUGUAUUCCUGGAAACGUCCACAGGACUUUUUAAUUAAUCAGGUUCCAGUAGUUGUGAAGAAUGAAAGCCUGUUUGACUUGUUUUCAGUAAAUGAACAUUUGCUCUGCAGUGAGCUGAUGAGAUGGAUUAUCAGUGAAAUCUAUGCAGUGUGGAAGAUAUUCAAUGGGUCUGUUAUGAGCAAUAAUUUUAAAGGGACCACAGGGGAACCUCCUCUUCUCUUCUGGAAGCCCUGGGAACACAUAUACUCUCUGUGCAAGGCCGUGAAGGGUCACAUGCCUUUGUACAACAGCUAUGGCAAAUAUGUUGUGAAGCUUUACUGGAUGGGUUGCUGGAGAAAGAUAACCAUUGAUGACUUUAUGCCUUUUGAUGAAGAUAACAAUCUAUUACUUCCAGCUACAACUUGUGAAUUUGAACUCUGGCCAAUGCUUUUGUCUAAAGCUAUCAUCAAGCUGGCAAAUAUUGAUAUCCAUAUAGCAGAGAAGAGGGAACUGGGAGAGACCACCGUUAUUCAUGCUCUUACAGGAUGGUUGCCGGAAGUCAUUCCUCUCCACCCACAAUAUAAGGACAAAGUUUGGGAGCUUUUGAAAGAAAUAUUGCCUGAAUUUAAGCUGAUGGAUGUGUCCUGCUCUGAGAGCAGAACAACAGAAGUAGAUGCCAAAUUAAAGGAACCAGGGAAAGAAGUGAAGGAUGGGAAAGAUGUAAAAGAUGGCAAAGAAUUCAAACCCGAACCUUCCGCUACCACACUAAAAUCACUUGAGAAAAGUGAUAAAGUUCUAAAGGAAAAAGCAGAUUUAAAAGACUUUGGAAAGAAGAAGAGUAAAGAUGGAGAAAAGGAAAAGGAAAAAUUCAAAUGGUCAUUUCACGGUUCCAGACCCUCCUCAGAUGUACAACACUCUCUGCUGUCUCUGUCAGACUGUUCUUCGGGAAUACAGCCCCCUUACAUGGUUGUAUACGCGACCUUUACACCUCUCUACUUGUUUGAAAAGAAGAUCUUUUCAUUAGAGAGGAUGGCCACUUCUGCUGAGAAGCUGAGAGAAUAUGGCCUGUCCCACAUCUGCAGCCAUCCUGUGCUGGUGACCAGAACCAGGUCUUGCCCUCUUAUAGCACCCCCGAAAACACCCCCAGUGCCUCCCUGGAAACUCUUUCGUCAAAAAAGGAAAACUGUUAUAACAGAUGAACCUCAAGAAAUAAUUGUAAAGAAGCCUGAACAGUUUCUUGAGAUAUCAAGUCCAUUUUUGAACUAUAGAAUGACUCCGUUUACAAUUCCAACAGAAACUCAUUUUGUACAAUCUUUUGUUAAGAAAGGGAUGCCCCUGGUGUCUGGUUUAUCUUCCCUUACUGAAAAUGAUGAAACUGCAACCUUGACCAUGUCAGACAUAAGUCAAGUAACAGGAACUACAUCUCAGGGUAACAUUGCUUUACAAGUUACGCAUGGAAAAGGUAAAGAAGAACUAAUAGACCUUGGAUUGAAUGAACCAGCCCGUACAAUUGACAGAUUCAGUUUGGAAAAAGAUUUGCUCGGCGUGAUGCCAACAAUACCAGAUAAAUCACAGGAGGAUCUUAUAGCAAUGAAUACUAGUGUUUCUAAAGAAAUAUGGUUAGAUUUUGAAGACUUCUGUGUAUGUUUUCAGAAUCUAUUCAUUUUCCACAAGCCAAAUUCAUAUUGCUUUAACUUUCAAAAAUCAGAAUUUAAGUUCUCAGAUGAGCGUGUGUCCUACUAUCUAUUUGUGGAUAGUCUAAAACCUAUUGAACUACUCAUUUGCUUUUCUGCGUUGGUACGCUGGGGAGAAUCUGGAGCUCUUACGAAGGACAGCCCCCCCGUCGAGCCCGGACUGCUCACAGUGGAAACGUUUUCCUGGAAAUCUCUGAAGCCACGUGAUCUCAUUCUGACCAUCCACACUUACAACACCAAGGCGUCUGUGGUUCGCCUGCCCAUUGGGAGACACCUGCUGCUCCUCACUGUAAGCUCCGUGGUGGGACACUCCUUACACGUCUGCAGUGCAGCAAGUUUUGUCAUCGGCGACGAGGACACGGUGCUGCCCUACUUUGAGCCGGAGAGCUACCGGUUCACGGAGCAGUCUCUCAUGAUCUUGAAGGCUGUUGGAAAUGUGAUCGCUAAUUUCAGAGAUAAGGGUAAACUUUCUGCAGCUCUGAAGGACCUGCAGACAGCCCUCUACCCGGUGCCCCUGCACAACAAAGAGCUAACCGCACAGCACUUCAGGGUUUUUCACAUUUCCUUAUGGCGUUUAAUGAAAAAAGCUCAAGUAACAAAACCUCCUUCAAACUUUAAAUUUGCAUUCCGUGCUAUGGUUUUGGACUUGGAUGUACUCGGUUCCUCCUCAGAGGACACUCCUUUAGGGGAAUGGGUAGAUGUUAAAUACUGUGCCCCAUUAAGUGAUAAUGGGGCAGUAAUAGCAGCGACUAAAAUCCAAGCCAUGUGGAGAGGGACUUACAUCAGAUUGCUUAUGAAAGCUAGGACGCCAGACACAAAGGAAAAUGCCAUUGUUGCAGAUACUCUCCAAAAAGUUUGGGCUGCAAUGGAAGUUAAUAUAGAACAGUAUGCAGUUUCCCUCUUAAGACUAAUGUUUAAAAGCAAGUGCAAGUCCAUUGAAUCUUAUCCAUGCUAUCAAGAUGAAGAAACUAAGAUUGCUUUUGCUGACUAUACUGUAACGUAUGCAGACCAGCCACCAAAUAGUUGGUUUAUAGUAUUCAGAGAAACAUUUUUCAUUCAUCAAGACAUGCUUUUGGUUCCCAAAGUAUAUACUACACUUCCAGUCUGUAUGCUCCAUGUCGUUAACAAUGACACGAUGGAGCUAGUGCCAAAGAUAUUCCAAAGAGUGGUGCCUCACCUUUACACCAAGAACAAGAAAGGAUACGCAUUUGUGGCUGAAGCAUAUACUGGUGACACUUAUGCAUCAUCCUCACGAUGGAAACUGCGUCUCAUCGGUUCCUAUAGUCCACUCCCAAGCCUCUCUCGAGAUUUUCCAUGCAGCACCUUUGUCACAAAAGAAAUCAGAGAUUACUAUAUACCCAAUGAUAAGAAAAUUUUAUUCAGGUAUUCAGUGAAAGCGACCGUACCACAUCCUGUGACAAUUCAUGUGCGCACGUCCAAGCCGGACGCGUUCAUCAAGCUACAGAUCCUGGAAAAUGAAGAAGUUGUAGUGAGCGCCACUGGGAAAGGCCAAGCUAUAAUCCCAGUGUUUAACUUCUUGGGGAAUGAAAAAUCUCUGAGCUCCCAGUCCAGCAGGCAAAUUCUUUCUGUUCAUACUCCAACCAAGAAAGAGCAAGAAUUUUAUGUUAAGAAGAAAUCUGCCCCGGGAAGUCAGAAAUCCUACAAGGGUAGACCCGGAAGUGCAGUAGUAGACACUGGUCAGCUUAUUUUGGAAGAUGAAACUAUCAGUAUACCCACCAUAGAAGAAAAUGCUAGCGUACUACAGCAGGUUUCCAAGUAUAUUAUACAGUGUUUAGUAUUGUAUGACAGUUGGCAGCUCACUGAAAGUCAACAGAUGUUUGUUCAAGCACUAAAAGACUUGGAGAAAUAUGAUAACAAAGCUCAUGGUGAAAAACAUGAGGAAUUUAUUUCCUUGGGAAGCCCGGAUUCCCACGCUAUUAGUGAGGGGCAAAAAUCUUCAGGAACAUCCAAAACAGUACGGAAAGGCAAAGAAAAGUCUUCUGAGAAAGAAAAGGCAGCCAGAGAAAAGCAAGCACCUCGCUUUGAGUCUCAGAUAUCCACUGUGCAAUCCCAACAAGGAGACCCAAAUAAACCCUACUGGAUUUUGAGGUUGGUCACUGAACACAAUGACGCCGACUCCCUAGAAGUGAAGAAAGAUACAGAACGAGCCGAUGAGAUCCGAGCCAUGAAGCAAGCCUGGGAGACAGCAGAGCCAGGAAGAGCCAUCAAGGCCUCCCAGGCCCGUCUGCAUUACCUCAGCCAGUUCCUUAAGAAAACCCCGGACGCCGAGAGCGUGCCUGUGCCCAGUUCAGAAAGCCAGUCAAGGGCAGCGGAGGAAGAAACAGCUGCAAAAGAGCCAGAAAAAAAGAGUUCUGGGAAUGUGGAGAUCAAAGAGGAAACACCGUCGGGGACUAUGCUGUGGACGAAGUGGCACACGACCAAGACCUUAAAGGAUCUGACCAAAUCGGUAAGCAGUGAGAGCAGAGGGAAGGAGGACCAUGAACAGACCUAUCGGAAGGAAAAUAUCAGAACAGGGCCAAGUUCACGAUCCCAAACAAUUUUGGAAAUGUCUCCACGACUUAUUCGAAAAGCACUAGAAGGUGUAGAUUUAACUCAAUAUGUACGGAAAACAAACACUGAGCCUCUGCUGCAAACGGCUGAACUGAAUCAGCAGCAGGCAAUGCAGAAGGCAGAGGAGAUUCAUCAGUUUCGACAGUAUAGGGCCAGAAUUCUUAGCAUUCGAGACAUUGACCAAGAAGAACGGGUUAAGUUACAGGAUAAAGUCCUGGAGAUGUAUUCGGACAUGCGGGACUCCUUGGAUGACGCGCGCCAGAAGAUCUUCGCUGUCCGGGAGGAGUACAGGAACAAGCUGCUGGACGCCGAGCGCCUGCGGCUGGAGGCCCUGGCUGCCGAGGAGGCCGCGCGGGCCGAGCUGGAGAAGAGCUCCGCCUCCGACAAAGAGAAGAAGAAGAAAGGAAAGAAAAAGUGA